GAGACGAGUUUCCUGUGUGCUGAGCGCUCAUUCAGAAGUGAUUAUAUUCUACUUCCUCCAUAAAGUAGCUUGGACGGGCGUUUCACAGCUAGCGCAAGUGUUUGAGCGAAAGAAAGAUGGCAGUGAACUUAAGUAAAAACGGAAUUUCCCUGACAAAUGCUUACAAAGAGGUUGUAGAUGAGAAAUCCAACACCAACUGGGCCUUGUUCACCUACGAGGGGAACACUAAUGAUAUACGAUUGGCAGAGAAGGGAGAUGGUGGACUGGAGGAACUGGUGGAGGAACUUAGCAGCGGUAAAAUAAUGUACGCUUUCUGUCGUGUCGAGGACCCAAACUCUGGCCUGUGCAAAUACGUCCUGAUCAACUGGACUGGAGAGGGUGUGAAAGACGCCAGGAAAGGACUAUGUGCCAAUCAUGUCAGCUCCAUAGCUAAUUUUCUCAAGGGAGCCCAUGUCACAAUAAACGCCCGUGCAGAGGAGGAUGUGGAACCUGAGGCUAUUAUGCAAAAGGUGGCCAAGGCCUCAGGGGCCAACUACAGCUUCCACAAAGAGUCCAACAAGUUCCGAGACGCUGGUCCCCAGGGACCUGUGGGCUCUGUGUAUCAGAAGACCAACGCCAUGUCUGAAAUCAAACGGACCAAUAAAGAUAACUUCUGGGCGCAGGCAGAGAAAGAUGAGGAGAAGCGGCAGCGGGAGGAGCGCAGCAAGGCAGAUGAAGAGCGCCACAAGCUGGAGAAAGAUCGGAAGGAUCGAGAGGCCAAAGAGGCAACGCUCAGAGAGAAGAAAGACAAGGAGAGGGCCUCUAUGAUUGACCAGCAGAAGAAGUACCAGCAGCAGCAGGAAGCUGAGAGCAGAGACAAUGAAAAACAACAAUGGGAGGAGCAGGAGAAGGACUUCCAGGCAGCUCAGAAGAAAGGGAUGAAGCGUGGUGAAUCUGUAGAGAAAGCCAAUGAGGCGGCCUCCCUGAUCUCUCAGCGCUCUAUGAACCCCAGAGAGAUGUUCAAGCAGAGAGAGAAGGGCAUGUCCCCCAGCACUACAGACACCCCUGCUGCUGCCCACACCCCUGCCAGCCCCCAGCCAGGGCGUUUGAACAGCCCUUUUCUCUCUAAGCAACCAUGCGAACCCGAGCCGUCCCGCUUGCCCCUGCGCCAAGCCUCCCCUCUGCCCACAGGCUCCGCCUCUCCUGUCCCUGCUGCAGAACCCAGUGUGGAUGAGCCCGUUGUGGAUGAAUCCACUCCCAGUGUGGGUGAGCCAUCCCAAUCUGAGUGCUUAGAUGAGCAGGAUGCAACCCCUGAGGAUCAGUGGCAAGAUGAAGUAAAGGCAACCACAGCUCCCACUGAGCACAACCAUGCCACAGAGCCAGCCCAAAACAACCUCUAUGAGGAGCCCCCAGAGGUGGAAGAGAACACAAAUGAGGUGGCUGCAAAGAAGACGGACCGAGGCGUCUGUGCCAGGGCUCUAUACGACUACCAAGCUGCUGAUGAGACAGAGAUUUCCUUCGAUCCUGAUGACAUCCUCAAUGGCAUCGAGAUGAUUGACGAGGGCUGGUGGCGGGGCUAUGGCCCAGACGGUCAUUUUGGAAUGUUCCCAGCCAAUUACGUGGAGCUGAUCUAAGUCCAUACCUUUCCCGCUCACUAGAUCAGCAUAUAGGAGGCAGAAGAGAACCCCCCCCCCCAGAAGAAUUCAGCAGUAGGAAAACUGCUAGCUCCAGAACACAGCAUGUCAGAAGUAACUCAACAGUGAACUUUUCAGAGUCUAUUGCUGAACUGUAUCCUUCACAUUAUGGACCAAUGUAUGAACAGUGACCAGGGGGUGCUCAAAUCUAUCCCCGUUGAUAAGAGAAAUUUCAUUUAUGUUGUGAGAACUUAGGUGGCAUUGUUUAGGUUUUGAUGAAAUCCCAAACUGAAUCUCUUCUGUGAUGCAGUAAAUUGUCAGCCUUUUUUUAAAAUGUUUCAAUUCAAGAUUCCAUUGUGAACAUUAAUAGCACUUGUACAUCACAUAUCUUAAAAAGUGAAGCCAGUUUUGUUCCAGAUGUACUUUUUUUUGUUAUUUGUAUCAUUCACUCAUGUCAUGUUCAGGAUAAUAACAUUUCAUAGCUCGCAUAACGGUACCAAAUAUAUAUUUUUUGCCUUUUCCUCAGACUGACAUUUUAUGUGAGUUUGCUUAAGUAAUCCUGUGUGAAUUUCAAACCAUAGUUUGGUAUUGCAGUUGAAUAUUAGAAAACCAAAAUGUUCUAUAUUUGCUGUGCUCUCCUGUGUGGCUGAAUUCAAGAAAAGAUGGGGGUGAAAAUGACACAAUCAUCAUAUCCUUGUGCAAAAGUAUUAUUUUUUUUAAAAUAUGUAAUGAUUAUGCUACAGAGCUUGUCCCCAUACCCACCCUCCCUCUGCCCUCUUUUGCCCCUAGAGAAUUUUAAUGACUGACUGUUUCAGGGACCAGUUACAUGAAACAAGGCAUGAGUAAUCUUUCCUGUCGUGUUGUUGAAUCGUCUUGUCAUUAUCUGUGUCUUGGGUACAAUUUGUCUCUGCUUAACCUGUCUUUCACAGUCCAGCUUUCAUCCAAAUACAGGUCUGUGAAUGGCUGAAUUUGGCAGGCUUAAGAGAGCAAUGAUCAGAUGCUGUUAUCAUGUGAGAGUGCCAAAUGAGGGUAAAGGGGUGGGGUGAUGAUGCUGUCCUCUGGAAAGUGCUUUCUCUCAUUCUAAUCUGUGUGGAAACUUCCUAACUGUUAUGCAACUUCCCUGCUUUUUUAACUUACAAUGAAAUCAUUGCAAUAAAAAGUGUGUGGGACAUUGUCACUUUAAAUAAAGAUUAAAAAAUGAUUAAAAAGGGUCACUGUAAUUUCAAGGUGCAUGAUGUAUCCGUUGUCCUUGUUUUUCAAGAGUAUAUUGUAAUGCAAAUACUUUCGUCAUAAUAAAAGAGUUCAAGUAAAA
Oncorhynchus masou masou (cherry salmon) is the source of this 2925-nucleotide messenger RNA. Its product is annotated as drebrin-like protein B. Bases 117 to 1613 code for a protein of 498 amino acids. Gene Ontology annotation, cellular component: site of polarized growth; lamellipodium; dendrite. The transcript has 15 exons. Lineage: Eukaryota; Metazoa; Chordata; Actinopteri; Salmoniformes; Salmonidae. The record is from RefSeq and is a predicted model, not a curated record. Gene Ontology annotation, biological process: positive regulation of axon extension; postsynaptic actin cytoskeleton organization; regulation of actin filament polymerization. Gene Ontology annotation, molecular function: actin filament binding.